Molecule: messenger RNA, 1640 nt
Organism: Acanthopagrus latus (yellowfin seabream)
Lineage: Eukaryota; Metazoa; Chordata; Actinopteri; Spariformes; Sparidae
Gene: actr6
Product: actin related protein 6
Exons: 11
Coding region: 160-1350 (396 amino acids)
Cellular component (GO): Swr1 complex
Molecular function (GO): nucleosome binding
Source: RefSeq, a predicted model, not a curated record
AGAGGAACACGAUUGGCUGGAAGGCGGGACUCCAACAUCAGGUUUUAAUGGCGGACCUGUGUGUUCUCCGUGUGUGUUCGGUGUAGUUAUGUGUUCUGUAUCAACAACUGUGGAAGACAUUUGACAAGUCUACUUUUCGUGGCCGGUACCAGUUCAAAAAUGGCGACGUUAGUUCUGGACAAUGGAGCCUACACGGCGAAAAUAGGAUACAGUCAGGAGAAAGUCAGCGUCAUCCCAAACUGCCAGUUUCGCUCCAAGACAUCUAGAUUAAAAACCUUCACAGCCAAUCAGCUCGAUGAGAUCAAAGAUCCUUCAGGCCUUUUUUACAUCCUUCCUUUCCAGAAGGGAUAUCUGGUCAACUGGGACGUGCAGAGGAAAGUGUGGGAUCAUCUGUUUGGAAAGGAAAUGUUUAAGGUGGAUUUUGCAGACACCAGUGUCGUCAUCACCGAGCCGUACUUUAACUUCUCCUCCAUUCAGGAGUCCAUGAAUGAGAUCCUGUUUGAGGAGUAUCAGUUCCAGUCAGCUCUCAGGAUCAACGCCGGCUCUCUCAGCGCUCAUCACUACUUCCACACUAAACCCUCGGAGCUCUGCUCUUUGGUGGUCGACAGCGGAUUCUCCUUCACACACAUCGCCCCCUACUGUCGCAGCAGGAAAAUGAAGGAAGGCAUCCGCAGGAUCAACGUAGGAGGGAAGCUACUGACCAAUCACCUGAAGGAGAUCAUUUCAUAUCGCCAACUACAUGUCAUGGAUGAAACUCAUGUUAUCAACCAAGUGAAAGAGGACGUCUGCUACGUCUCCUUACAGUUUUACGAGGACAUGGAGAUCGCACAGAUGAAAGGGGAGGAAAACUCUGUGAUGAGGGAUUAUGUUCUUCCAGAUUUUAGCUCCAUCAAAAAAGGCUUCUGCAAGCCACGAGAGGAGAUGGUCUUCAGUGGAAAGUACAAGACAGGAGAGCAGAUCUUGAGGUUGGCAAAUGAGCGCUUUGCUGUUCCUGAGAUGCUCUUCCACCCGGCAGACAUCGGCAUCCAGGAGAUGGGCAUCCCGGAGGCCAUCGUGGACUCUAUCCAGUCCCUGCCAGAAGACAUGCAGCCACAUUUCUACCAGAACAUCGUCCUGACUGGAGGAAACACUUUGUUUCCAGGCUUCAGAGAGCGACUGGAGGCUGAGCUGCGCUCACUCGCCCCCGCCCACCUCCCUGUGUCGGUCCUGCAACCUGCAAAUCCAAUCUGUUACUCCUGGGAAGGAGGGAAGCUGCUGGCACACAGUCCGGACUACGACGAGAUCGUGGUGACCCGCGAGGACUACGAAGAGAAUGGACAUUGUAUUUGUGAAGAGAAGUUUGAUAUUUGACUGAACUGAAAGCUGUAGCUUCAGAUUCUCCUGCGUCAUCAUGGACAGCUCUUUGUUAAUGUCUCUGUUUCCAUCCACUAACAGGAUGGAUGGGAAGUAAAAGAAGAAAGUGAAAUGUUUUUUAUAUUUCAGUUUGGUGUGAUAUAUUUUUUUACAUGUUGAUGUGCUGAUUGUUUUUCUAACACCUCCUAGUAUAUUCUGAAAUGAGACUAAUACUAAUUCAUGAGUAUGACUUAAGUGUUAAAACUGUCAGCAUUUAAAUGAUAGCUGUCUCCUGUCUCUUUCCAAGA